CGAGGUUUAGUGGGAGUGAAAUAAUGCAGCUGUUGGCAUCACUGGUGUUCCUCACUCGAAUUUCGUUCUUUGCUGGACAGUCGUACGUAGACCCAACGACGCUACGGGGUCAUCUUCAACCUCUUGGAUCUCAAGGUCCUCAACAUCCGGUCACCACACUUUCCCAUUUUCCUGAUCCAGAAACAUUCCAUAUGAGUUAUACUAGGAGAUCUAGGCCGCUAUUAGUGAAAGGAGCCGCAAAAGAGUCACCGGCGUUUUCUCUCUGGACUGAUGACUAUUUCUUGACUAGAGAAGAGUCUGAUCACGUGACGGUAACUGUAGAGUAUGGAAAGAAAGAGAAUCGGUCACAGUUAGGUAGCACGUAUACUAUGAAGUCUUUCAUUGAAGCGUACAAGUCAAGAGAUAUAUAUCUUGUAACCGGAGUACCAAGAUAUAUAAUGCCAGAUAUAUUGCUACCAUCUGCAUUGCUGUGUGGUGGCUUUCAAAACCAACUCAUUGAUGGUGUGAUGUGGUUUAGCAGUGGAGGAACAAAAUCUGUUCUACACAAUGAUGAUGUUGACAACAUUAACUGCUUGUUUUCUGGUGUCAAAGAACUUUUUUUUGUUGAAUACCCCAAGUACAAAGAGCAAGUCAACCUUGAUCAUACGUCUGGAUCUUAUUCAUCUGUUGAUGUGGACAGUGUGGAUUUGUCAAAAUAUCCUGGAUUUAAAGAUGUUGAAUUCUACUUUGCACGAAUGGAAGCUGGUGAUUGUCUGUAUAUUCCUUACAAAUGGUAUCAUCAGGUGCGUUCAUAUGAUCGUAAUAUUGCUGUGAAUGUGUGGUGGAAUCCACUGAUAGAGUUCAACACAUCUGACUGUGACUCAAAAGAUGCUAAAGUUGAAGGUUUUCCUACAUUUGACAAGUAUAAGUUUGCAGUCUUAGACAGUGAGAACGGCGAUGAAGACAAUGAAGUUGGACCGUCUCCAUCUGUUGACAUAAAGAACUAUUUCCAUUCUUUAAUGAAAAAAGAUCAUUCGAUGACACUGCUCCAGUUGAUAGAAAAACUACAGCAGGACAAACUCGUAAUUUCUCCAGGUUUGAAAUGGGUGCCAAGGAUGAAUGAAUUAUCUAAGAAGAUAUUUGUUCUGCUGGAUGUUGAUCUAGACAGCUUGAUCACAGAAGAAGACUUUAAUGCAAUAGAUGAUAAGAAGGUCAUCCUUCAUGUCUCUCAAUUUGUUAUGACGAAUGGAAAGCCUCCUGUAGGGUACGACAACACGCAUGAUUGACUUCAAUACUUUCUCGACAAAGGACACUUGUCUGGUAGAUAUUGA
This is a messenger RNA of Corticium candelabrum, 1310 nucleotides long. Its product is annotated as bifunctional peptidase and arginyl-hydroxylase JMJD5-like. Gene Ontology annotation, molecular function: 2-oxoglutarate-dependent dioxygenase activity. The coding region runs from base 24 to 1265 and encodes 413 amino acids. The record is from RefSeq and is a predicted model, not a curated record. The transcript is spliced from 10 exons. NCBI's taxonomy places the organism in Eukaryota, Metazoa, Porifera, Homoscleromorpha, Homosclerophorida, Plakinidae.